Messenger RNA from Neurospora crassa OR74A, 5510 nucleotides. It is a transcript of the gene set-1, whose product is annotated as histone-lysine N-methyltransferase. Gene Ontology annotation, cellular component: Set1C/COMPASS complex. The transcript is spliced from 3 exons. Bases 579 to 4520 code for a protein of 1313 amino acids. Gene Ontology annotation, molecular function: protein binding; nucleic acid binding; histone H3K4 methyltransferase activity. Lineage: Eukaryota; Fungi; Ascomycota; Sordariomycetes; Sordariales; Sordariaceae. The record is from RefSeq and is a predicted model, not a curated record.
GCCGGCGCAUCGAAGAAUCCAUGGUCCACAACAACCCGGUCUGCGCUGCCCAUGCCCUUGUGCCCUUGACGCACCUCCUUUGAAGGAAGAAACACUCUCAAACUUUCGGCUUCAUUCAAUCCCGCCACGAUUUUGCACUGCUCACAACGAACCAUCGUCUCCCACUCAGCGUUUUCCGUGUCGCCGAUGUCAGCAGGGCUCGCCGUCUCUAUUUGAUCCAGAUUCAUUCCUUCCUUCGCACACAAUCGAGCUCACCACUCCACGCCCUCAUUCGCUGCCCCGUUCACCACUCAGCCACUGCAGUCACCCCCCCGUUCAGCGUUCAGCGUCAGCGCCCGCCCUGAUCGGCAAAAGCUCAGUCCCGCCCGUCCUGUCGCGUGGUUCUCUCUCGCUCUGCACGCGCGCGCGAUCCUGCCCUUCACAAAAGUUAUCGCAGCUCACGUCGCCCUCGACUUCGGCCACGUCCCAGCUCAAUCCGCCCGCAUCGAUCCUCUCAUGCAUGCUAUCUCGCAGUUUCGCCGGCUCGAGUGAUGAUGGUAGGAGGAAGGCGGGAGAGGUAGACGUUCCCCAUUCUCGCAAUGUCUCGGUCGUCCGGCGCGAGUUUCGCUCAGUUCUUCCCCGCCGCUCCGCGGGCUGCCAGGGACAGAGCUACGGAGCGAGAGCGGGCAAGAAUGAGAGCGCAAGCUUCUCCGCCCACGCAGCCACUUGACACGAACGGCCAUCGCACUCCCUUGUCCUCAUUCACUUCCAACCGAUCUGAUGACGGAGCCAGUCCUGGCCGCUCACACAUAACCUCUCUCAAUCACAGCUCAUCCGCCGGUGCUGACGCAACCCGCCCUCCGCUUGAAGAUACCGAGUCGCUGCCCGGCGACACGCUAAACACGGUUGGCUCUGCAAGCUCGCAUACAAGCACAAGCUCAUCCAUCUUCAGUUCCUCCACGCGACAGCCCGCCAUGGCCUCAGCUUCAGUGAGGAACUCUCACACUCACAACUCCACCACCCCUCUCACAACCGCCGGCUCACCGUCAUCCUUAUAUCUCUCUACAUCCCUUCAUGCGAAGCCGCACUCUGUCUCGCCCCAUCAUGCCGACAAGCAAAACGGCCUGACACCGACACUCAACGGCUCGGCCACUGAUUCUCUCGUCCCACUCCCUGACGGUACCGAACGUGUCCCGCCCCGCGACCCUAGUCGCUCCGUCUUGUGCACCAUAUGCACAUAUGAUCCUCUCCUGGACAAAAAACUGUCGAGCUCCGAAAAGAAAAAGGCGAAACCUAUAUACAAGGAUUAUGGCUUGAACGAUGAAGAUGACGCUCCCCCUUCAGAUCCACGCCUGGCGCACGGCGGGAAACUCAGCUACAUCAACGUCAACUUUCACCUCCCCAAAGCACAAUUGAUUGAUGCGCCGAGCAACCUGAAGCCCUAUCCAUAUGACCCCAAGACCUCCUGUGGCCCGGGGCCCCCAGUCCAAAUUCUGGUGAGAGGCUUCAAUCCUUUGAUCGCCUUCACAAAAGUCACCACCAUAUUCGCAUCAUUCGGCGACAUUGCGGAAAGCAGCAACAAGAUGCACCCAGAGACGGGAAGCUAUCUCGGCUUCGCGACGAUUCGGUACAAAGAUUCGAAACCGACCUCUUCACGACCCGUACCUGUUCCUGCUCAUCAAGCUGCCAGGAGAGCUGUCCGAGGAAUGCACGGGAGGAGGAUAGAGGCCAACCAAGUCCGCGUCGAGUUUGACCCCGAAGGCCGAAAGAGCAAGGCCUUGAUGGAGGCUGUUCUUAAAAAGAGUAGGGAAACAUCGCAGACCCCGAAUGCUGCCUACAAGAUUCCUACCGGGCCCAAACCAAGAGCUGGUGAGGUCAUCCCUGGACCUCCGCCAACAGCCCCCAAAGGUCCAGCAGCGCACCGGGCCCUUGGAGGCUCCGAAGCCGGUUGGACCUCAACGAAGCCUCGACAUCCCAACAUCAUCGAAACCGAACCGAUCGUCAAUCAUAUCAAGAGCGAGCCGUAUAUUUUUGUGGCGCAUGAGUAUGUUCCAGUGAUGCCAACAACUGUGGCUCACAUGAAGAAGCGGCUCAAGCAAUAUGGGUUUGAUGACAUUCGUGCGGAUAGGACGGGCUACUACAUUAUCUUCCGCGAUUCUCAUUAUGGACGAGACGAAGCAAGCAAGUGCUACAAUUCCGCAAACGACACAGCGUUCUUCACUUACAGCAUGGUCAUGGAUCUUCACCUCUUCGGUACGGUGGGCAAGAGCUCAAGGAGCUCUGAGGAUCAUCGCAGGCACAGCUAUGGUUCGGAGAAAAGACCGCCACCCGAGCACCGACAACGUGAUGAUCAAGACCGGCGUCGCCGUGAUGAAGAGGCGGACAUUGAGGAGGAGAAGAAACAACGGGCCAAGAACCUCGAUCCGGUCAAGGAGGCUGCCGAAGUGAUACGACGAGAAAUGACGGAGCAUCUGCUCAAGACCAUCCGUACCAAAAUCACCCUUCCUGCAGUCUUCGACUAUCUUAACCCGGUCAAUCAUGCUGCAAAGCGGCGUAAGCUUAACAUUGACGACUCUCAUAGUGGUACGAUUCCAUCGAUUGUCUUCGAUGACUCUGAAGGCAGGUCUUCUCCCGUUGGUACUCCGAAUUCGAGAGCCGACCCGAUUGAGAGGCGUACGGCUCGCGCUGAUGUUUCAACUUUACGGGUCCGAAAGCUGAAGAGCAGGGGAGUAAACGCCCGAAAACAUGGGUUCAACGAUCCCUUUGCGCGGGCACGACCCACGCAACGAGUAGAUCUCCGGUCUCUGCAUCAUCGUCUCAACUCCGAUAGUGACGAUGAUUCUGACGAUGGUGUGGACAACCGAUAUUCUAUGAUUCGGGACACAGAGGAACCGGAGUCUCGGCCAAGGAGCCGUGUAAGUUCAGAGGAGGACCGGAACAAAGAAGAAACUGGGUCCUGGGUUGCUGGUGAAGACGAUUCAAUGACGGAGGCCAGUUUCGCUCUUAACGAUACAUCAGCCCUGCUAAAGAAGCGAAAACUGGACCUUCCGGCAGAAACGGCUGUCAAGCGGCAGAAGAAAGCUGAAGAGCUCUUCGAGGCGACUAUUGCACGUAUCGAGACCGAACUGCCUUCACAGGAGCAGGCCGUGGAGUCUGUUACCCCCACAGGCGUCGAAGCACCAUUGAAUGGCCUACCUGAUGCCGACGUUAAAGCCGAACCGGCAGAGGACAAAGAGACCGAGGAUUCGCGGUUGCCAACCCCUAUACCCGAUAACACAAAACCGAAGAAGAAGGCCAAAGCCAAGAAAAAAUCCAAGAAGCAGAUCUUCGAGGAGCGCGAGGCGCUCAAAAAGCAACAACAGGAGACAUUUGAGAGAGAGGCUCUUCGGGCCGCAGGGAUUGAAGACAUUGAAGGCACUCCGGACGCUGAAGCGAAAUCCCAGGUUGGCGAACCCGAACCUGUACCCGAACCUGAACUCGAAACCAAAGGGGAAGCCCUGGAGGCUCCUGAGACAGAAAGCAAACCUGAUCUGGAUCCUGAAUUGUAUCCAUCGGAGGUCGUCGACGCGCUUGUCCUACCCAAGGAUUUCAACUUGGAUAUUGGAACCCUGAAACUGGUGCCAUUCCACGGCGAGGAUGGACCAGAUGCCCAGAGGCUCCAAAGAAAGUUUGGUACCGCUAAGCUUGAUUGUGAUGCUGAGCUGUGGCUCUGGAGACGGAAUAGGAUCCGGCAACUCAAUUCAGAGGAUGGGUCAGUCGAUAAACCAGUUGGAAUUGGUGGUUAUUAUGUGCCCAAUCCGACUGGAUGUGCCAGGACCGAGGGCGUCAAGAAAAUUCUCAAUUCUGAGAAGUCCAAGUAUCUUCCCCAUCAUAUCAAGGUCAAGAAGGCCAGGGAAGAGCGGGAAAAGAAUGCCAAGAACGGGAACACCAACUCUGUCGCUGCCGCCGCAGAAGCCGCCAGGCUCGCAGCAGAUAGCCUGGUCGCCAAGGGCAAUUCGCGUGCCAACCGUGUCAACAAUCGCCGAUAUGUUGCGGAGAUCAAUGAUCAGCGAAAGAACUUUGGGCAAGAUUCGGAUGUCUUGCGGUUCAACCAGCUUAAGAAGCGAAAGAAGCCAGUGAAAUUUGCGCGAUCCGCUAUUCAUAACUGGGGUCUUUAUGCAAUGGAAAACAUCAACAAAGAUGACAUGAUCAUCGAGUACGUUGGUGAGGAAGUCCGACAGCAGAUUGCCGAACUUCGCGAAGCCAGAUACCUCAAGAGCGGCAUCGGUAGCAGCUACCUCUUCCGCAUCGACGAUAACACCGUUAUUGAUGCGACGAAGAAGGGCGGUAUUGCCCGAUUCAUCAACCAUAGCUGCAUGCCCAAUUGUACAGCCAAGAUCAUCAAAGUGGAAGGGAGCAAGCGCAUCGUUAUCUAUGCGCUGCGCGACAUUGCUCAGAACGAAGAGUUGACGUACGACUACAAGUUCGAGCGCGAGAUCGGAAGCACGGAUCGUAUCCCCUGCUUGUGCGGAACAGCAGCAUGCAAGGGGUUCCUUAACUGAUCGAACAACGCACGAUGCGCUUGAUAUAGCAGUAACGACUGUCACGGCUCCGGAUGCUACGGAUUUUGAGCGUUCCUCGUGAUGGUGGAGGUUGAUUGAAUGGGUACGACGCAAAGCAAGGUGGUGAAGGAUGGACGGUGUCAAAGACUGAUCGGUGUAAUAUGGGCAACAAAACGGGCUGGUGUCUCCUUCCUUUGCCACUAUGAGUUCCACUUAUUUCCUGGUUACGCUUAUAUUCUCCUCACGAGCGGACAAUUAAUCCCGGACUACCUUGCCACGCUUUGGUUAUCAUCCUUUGGGUUCGUUCUUAUUUCUCUUCAAUGGCCGUUUAGGGGGUAGUUGCAGGCACCUGUCCGAACUCGCAGCAACCUUCCUGAUAUACCGUGUGAACUUUUCGAAAGAUUUAUUUUCCUUGGGACGGGCCUCAAAAUUGGCGGAUGAAGGGACUCGGACGGCUCUUGAAAAUGGGUUUUCAUGUGCUUUCCUCUACUUCGCUACGUGGGAUGCCACUUGCCUUGGUCGGACUUGGGUGUGCCUUUUCAUGGUGUUUCUGGCGUUUGUUAGAGGAUAUGUUAGGGUUUCGGUAUUACAAGGACGGUAUCUGGCUAUCAUUUGGGAAGGUUGAACACAUUUGGCUCCUCGAAACGAAUGAAACAGGCGUGGAAGAUUCCGGGUGACAGGUUUAAGGUUAUGGCCAUUCUGUCGGUUAUACUCAGCUCUCGGCCUUGAAGGUGUGAGAAAUCAGGCUAGGCGGUCGACCCCUUUCAGUACCAUGACGCUGGCUUGUAUAGGCCCGACUUGAUUCACAUGGUGUUGACCGUCAAAGAUAGAAGGGGAGGAAGUCAGAAAUAUCAUUCCAACGGAGACAUAGAGCUUAGUUGGGGGAUGGGUUGCCCGCUAAUGAUAACAGGUCGCGUAACAGGGCCACUUGAAGUAUUCGAAUACAAUUACGCUACCUAUCUCUAGACCAUAACCAUUACUGCUAAGUGC